UAUCACUGCUACUGGCUUUUGGUCCCAACGUUGGACUGUCCUGCGGUGAGAAACCCCAGCCCAUCCGUCUGCGCUGGGACCGCCCGCCGCGCAUCUGCCCUUCUUCGCUGACUCCGCCCCGCAUCUGUCCAGACCCGCCUCGCGUCAGAGCUGACCCACUCACUGCGCGUUUGCCAGUCAGUCUCUCCGGACCUGCCUCGAGCCUCAGGCUGCCGAAAUCACCGCGCCUCACUCGCCUCGACAGUGAUUCUGAGUCUGCUUUUAGCUUCCUUUUGCCUGCCUUGGCUUUUUCUGUUCGUGAACAGCUGUUUGGCCCAUAGCUUAGAGAAAGCAGCCUUUUUUUUCUCUCCAAAGAGAACCUCCUCCCAGUGCUCAGAGAGAUGGGGAGCGGGGAGCCUAAUCCUGCUGGCAAGAAAAAGAAGUAUCUCAAGGCAGCUCUGUACGUGGGUGACUUGGACCCAGAUGUCACCGAGGACAUGCUCUAUAAGAAGUUCAGGCCUGCUGGCCCUCUGCGAUUCACCCGAAUCUGCCGUGAUCCGGUGACCCGCAGCCCCCUGGGCUAUGGUUAUGUUAACUUCCGCUUUCCCGCGGAUGCAGAGUGGGCCUUGAACACCAUGAAUUUUGAUUUGAUUAAUGGAAAGCCAUUCCGCCUUAUGUGGUCUCAGCCAGAUGACCGCUUAAGAAAGUCUGGAGUGGGAAAUAUAUUCAUCAAAAACCUGGACAAAUCCAUAGACAAUAGGGCCCUGUUUUACUUAUUUUCUGCUUUUGGGAACAUUCUGUCCUGCAAAGUCGUAUGCGAUGACAACGGCUCUAAGGGUUAUGCCUACGUGCACUUUGACAGCCUGGCCGCUGCCAAUAGAGCCAUCUGGCACAUGAAUGGAGUGCGGCUCAACAACCGCCAGGUGUAUGUUGGCAGAUUCAAAUUCCCAGAAGAGCGGGCGGCUGAGGUCAGAACCAGGGAUAGAGCAACUUUCACCAAUGUUUUCGUUAAAAACAUUGGAGACGACAUAGAUGAUGAAAAACUGAAGGAACUUUUCUGUGAAUAUGGGCCAACUGAGAGUGUUAAAGUAAUAAGAGAUGCCAGUGGGAAAUCCAAAGGUUUUGGAUUUGUGAGAUAUGAGACACACGAGGCUGCCCAAAAGGCUGUGCUAGACUUGCAUGGAAAGUCCAUCGAUGGAAAAGUCCUCUAUGUAGGGCGAGCGCAGAAGAAAAUUGAACGCCUGGCUGAGUUGAGGCGGAGAUUUGAACGACUGAGGUUAAAAGAAAAAAGUCGGCCCCCAGGGGUGCCUAUCUAUAUUAAGAACUUGGAUGAGACAAUCAAUGAUGAAAAACUGAAGGAGGAAUUUUCUUCCUUUGGGUCAAUUAGUCGGGCCAAAGUCAUGAUGGAAGUGGGGCAAGGCAAAGGAUUUGGUGUCGUCUGCUUUUCCUCUUUUGAAGAGGCCACCAAAGCAGUGGAUGAGAUGAAUGGUCGCAUAGUAGGGUCCAAGCCCCUGCAUGUCACCCUGGGCCAGGCCAGGCGCAGGUGCUGAGAAUACGAAUGAUCAGUUUGUUUCAGCCUUAGUUGGUGCCUACUUAGUUUGGGCUCUUUUGUGAUAAGGAGUUAUUUUAUGCUAAUUAGCAGCUUUUUUAAGUGAAUUAUUUCUUUUGAAAAAAAAAUGCAAAACUAGAAAACUUUGUCCAUUUUAGUAAACAGCAUAAUUUCUAAUUGUAAAAUUGUCAUUUUGUACUUUUUUUUGAUGUAAUAUCCUUAGAAAUAUGUAGAAUAAAGUGUAUUCCUCCACUUUUUUUUUUCCCUGAACAGUCCAGGUGACGCAAUUGAUUGAGUAUAUUUCCCUUCUUAUUUCAAUAAUACUCAAUUUAAUUUUUUCAUGUAAAUAUUGUCAACAUGUUUCUUCUGAGUCUAUCACAGUGAAAAGUUCUAACUUUUUAGAAGUCAGUAGAGCAGUGGAAAAUGUAUGUGAUCCAAUUAACAUCUGCACAGUUUCACUUAAAAUUAUGCAAAAUGAAUGCUUUUUAAAGAAAUGUGAAAUUUCUUUUAUUUAUUUAUUUAGAUUCUUGUUUCAUUUUUUAAUAUGUUGUGAGCAUACUACAUACAGACUUGAUGGUACUUUUGACUAAAUGUUCGGAGUGGUCAUAUUAACUUCUUGCCCAAAGAAGUAAGCAUAUUGGUGUUUUCUGAAUUAGUCACUUAGAAAAUUAACACUUUAGGCAGUAGCUAUUUAAAGUAUGAAUUGCAUCUUAAAAACCUUUCCUGAGAGAUUUGGUAUUUGAGUAUACUUUCAGUACCACUCCUACUAUUCAUUUUUCUAAAUUCUUUAGUACAUGUACUUGGUUCAUGUUAAAUUAACAAGAAAGAUGAAUAACUGCACUGAAUUGCCUUUACCUAUAAAUAAUUUAAUAUUUUACCUUCAGCUUUUAUCAACUGUCAAUAUAAAAGGCAAAUAUUCCACAGAAUGAUGCUGAAAACUUCUUGGAAGGACACCUUCUAUUAAACUUAUCUCUUGUAAAUUCUUGAAUGUAUUCUUUUGAUAAUAUUCACAGAUGUUUCAAAGGUAAGGAAUAGCUUGUCUCUUGGAUUAAGUCAUAUGCCUUCAGCCAUUAUAUGAGAACUGUGAAAUCAGUAUGGUUCUUCUUAUGUCUUGACUGCUUGAAAAUUAAAAAAAAAAGUUUUGUUCAAUGUUGCAGUUACAUUAUUUAGCCUGUAAUUUCUAAAUUAGAGAUUCUCUGCAUUUCACUUGCAGUUUCCUGUUCUCCUCAUUGUCUGCCCUCCAUUCAUACUACUCUUAUUUUUCUAUUUUUUGUAUUACCUUUUAAAAAAUAUAUACCGGUUCAAGUCCUUUUUGGAAGAAGAAAUACCUAAUUUAUGUAAAAUUUAAAUAAUUACUUUUUAUAAUAUGAUUCACUUAUGCCACAGAUUCAACUGUUAGAAUAUGUUUUGUCUCUACUGUCAGUUUUAUUACCUUAUAUACAAAUCUUCAUUUUCAUACACAGUACAAAGUAAAUAUAUAAUUUUGUUAACACUUUUGUCAGCUCUUUUACCAUAAAAUAAUGACAAUAAGUUGUUUCUGUGUAUUCAUUUAUCUAUAAAUUACAGGUUUAUUCAUUUUCAAAUAUUUUCAAAAUGGAAAUCACUGUUUUUAUUGAUUAUAAAUAUAACACAUGCUCAUUGUAAAAGAUGUACACAAUGCAGAAGGAAGUAAAGUUUCCACAGUUCAGAAAUAACAAUUAAUAUUUUCAAUGUGUAAAUAUCUUUUCAUAGCUUUUUUCCUAUGUAUACACAAGCAUUUUGACCAAAAAAGCCAUACUACAUGUACUGCUCUGUAUUUUUAAUUCUAAACUGAACCAUAAUCAUCUUUUCAUGACAAUAAAUUUCAAUCUAUAUCAUCUUAGUGAUUGUAUAGUAUUCUAUUGUGUUGACAUAUAACUUAUCUAUACAGUUUGCUAUUGAAUCUAACUUAUCUGAUUUUUAACAAUUUACAUGAGUAAGCAAUGCCAUGAUGCACAUCCCUUGCUUAUCAUCAUCAAUUACAUGACUGCAAAAAAUGUCUCUAAUAAGUGAAAGCUUAAAUACGAUAGUAGAAAUGUGCACAUCCAUACUGAUAUAUGUAUCAAAAUUUUGGAAUACAUUCAAGGUAUAGUCUGCAUUUAGAUUGACAAAUGGAAAACUAAAAACAAGUAUUCUCUUUCAUAUUUUCUGAGCCAACUUGCUUUACAUUAUUGUGAUUCUUAAUAUACAUGAAAACUGUGAAACUGCAAAUAAACUUUAAAAUGUC
Messenger RNA from Cebus imitator (Panamanian white-faced capuchin), 3773 nucleotides. RefSeq names its product poly(A) binding protein cytoplasmic 5 (gene PABPC5). NCBI's taxonomy places the organism in Eukaryota, Metazoa, Chordata, Mammalia, Primates, Cebidae. Gene Ontology annotation, cellular component: ribonucleoprotein complex. Gene Ontology annotation, molecular function: RNA binding. The record is from RefSeq and is a predicted model, not a curated record. The transcript is spliced from 2 exons. The coding region runs from base 381 to 1529 and encodes 382 amino acids.